Messenger RNA from Hordeum vulgare subsp. vulgare (domesticated barley), 674 nucleotides. RefSeq lists its product as uncharacterized. The record is from RefSeq and is a predicted model, not a curated record. Bases 80 to 547 code for a protein of 155 amino acids. The transcript is spliced from 2 exons. Lineage: Eukaryota; Viridiplantae; Streptophyta; Magnoliopsida; Poales; Poaceae.
GAAAAGCACCAGCCGGCCCCCACGAACCAACCCAGCCUCUUCCUUCUUCACCCCAACCACCCAAACAACUCCACCUCCUAUGGCGUCACCCUCGGCCACCGCCCACCUACCGGACCCGCGCCGCGUACUCAUGCCCGCACCACCCCGACCAACCCCCAUCCCGGUGCUGCACCUCCUCCCCACACCCCGCCCCUCCCCCAAGCGACGGUCCGGCCCGCGACAUUCUCCACUCGCCGACGAGCCACCGCUCCACAGGACACCGAACAGCCACGAGCCGACGUCGGAUCAAGGCUGUUGCCACUGUUCGGUUGGCACUACCAUGAGGUUCACUGGCUCUUGCUUGAAGUAUGCCAUGGUUGAAUGUUUAUCUAUGGGGCGCAAAACAAUGUGCAUUCCUUUCUUGCUGCCGUACAGAUCAUGGGCACAUGUGGGUCGCUUGCUUGUUGAUUUGCAGCUCACUUCAUCAAUGAAAUUAUGUGCGAAAAUAACGGGUAGCUCACUUGUCCUCGUCCUUUGCAUUCUAAACACAAGUGGUGUACAACUAUGACUGUAAACCUUUUUAAUUUUGCAUUUUCCGUUUGGCAUCAUCCCGUGCAGUUCGUAUACAGGAAAAACAAUAUAAAAAUACAGUUCACUAAAUAGUGAAAAAAAAUAUUUCCUUGUUCAUGUUUGAA